AUGCCUUCCCUCGGGCUCAAGAAGCCCCUUCUCCUACUUAAUCGGAUUGUGGGACACACCACUGCCAAAAACCACAUCACAAAGAUACACCUAGGUGACACGGAUGCGUUGGAGGAAGCGUCGGACAAGAAGCAGUUAAAAGCCAUAUACGAAAAGCAAGCAAAGAAGGAACUAGCAAAAGAAGAGCAGCAAUCAAUACAAGCGAGGCGGAAAGACGAGGAGGAAGCCGCCCUAGCUUCCGAGCCGCCAGAGCUGCGGGAGAGCUACGGUACAGUGACCGAUGAGACCCUGCCGCCUUCGUCCCGACUGCACCAGCUAUCGGCCGACCGUGUUGGGGAGACUAUCAGCUUUACCGCGCGCCUUCACCAUGUGCGGCCGGUAAGUUCUAAAUUAGCCUUCAUCCUGUUGCGCCAGCAGAUGGAUACGGUGCAAGGCGUUUUACAAGCCAACGAAGGCGUCGUAUCGGAGAAUUUCGUAAGAUGGGCAGAGCACUUGAACAGCGAGUGCCUGGUGCAUGUUAAAGGUACCGUGCGCGAACCACCGGAGCCGAUCAAGACGUGCAGCAUACACAACCUUGAAAUCACCAUUGAGAGUAUGCACGUGUUGGUGUCUGUGCAGGAGCCUAUACCUAUCGACACCUACAACAUGGAGCAAGUGGAGGAAAACGAAGAGACGCACGAGAAGCAGUUGAUGGCCUCGAACCGAACCCGUGUGGCGAACCGACUGAUCUAUCUGCGCACGCCAGUCAUGCAGAGCGUGUUCCGCGUGCGAUCGACGAUCUGCAACAUCUUCCGCUCAACCUUGGAGGAACAAGGAUUCAUCGAGAUCCAGACCCCUAAACUGCAGCCAGCUGCGACCGAGUCGGGAGCUGAAGUGUUCAGAGUGAACUACUUCGGUCGGAACGCUUUCUUGGCCCAGAGCCCACAGUUAGCGAAGCAGAUGGCAAUCUCUGCCGACUUUGGCCGCGUCUUUGAGAUUGGGCCAGUCUUCCGGGCGGAAGACAGCAACACCCACCGACAUUUAACGGAAUACACCGGCUUGGACCUAGAAAUGGAGAUCCACAAGGACUACCAUGAGGCCAUGGACGUGAUUGACAACAUGCUGAAGUCUAUCUUCAAGGGCAUCUACUCUCGCUGUCGCAAGGAGCUGGACAACGUCAAAUCGAAAUUCCCGCACGAGGAUUUGGUCUGGCUAGAUCAGACCCCGCGCCUCAGCUUCAAGGAAGGAGUUCAGUUACUAAACUCAUCGGGCUGGCAAGACGACGACGGAAAGCCAGCUUCGGAAGACGAGGACCUAGGGACGCGAUCAGAAAUCCGGCUUGGGCAGCUCGUGAAAGAGAAAUACGGCACCGACUACUACAUCCUCGACAAGUUCCCCUCCUCGGCACGGCCAUUCUACACGCACUUGGAUCCGAAAGACGAGACCGUCACCAACUCCUUCGACAUCUUCCUCCGCGGCCAAGAAAUCACCACGGGAGGCCAAAGGAUCAACAACCCACAACUACUACUCGAGCGCAUGAAGAAAGCCGGCGUCGACCCCGACGGCAUGGAAGAGUACAUGCAAGCCUUCGAAUGGGGCGCGCCGCCGCACGCCGGGUGCGGCAUCGGGCUCGAGCGCGUGCUCUUCCUACUCCUCAACCUCGGCGACGUCCGCAACGCCACGCUCUUCCCGCGCGAUCCGAAAUCGCUUCCCGCCAAGAACCUCGACGCCUCCGACAAGACGCCGUUCCCGGAGGCCGACACGGUGCGGUACGCGUACGAGGAGGACCACUCCAACGAGCACCUCCCCGACCUGGAGAAGCUGAUCGUCAACUACGGCGACGCGACCAACACCUCCUGGCUCGACGACCGGUACAAGAUCUGGCGGGACGUCGAGACGGGCGCCGCGGUCGGCUACGCCGAGGAGAACGGGUACGCGAUGAUCAUGGGCAACCCGCUCUGCGACGCGCGGCAGUACCCGAUCGUCAUCGGCGCGUUCCUGCAGCACCUCAAGAACAACGAGGAUCUGCGACCUAUCUGGAUCCUGGUCUCGGCACAGGUCGAAGAGAUCCUGGGCGCGAAGCUAGGCUGGCGGACCCUCACCUGCGUGGCGGAGGAGCGCGUGGAUGUGAACAGCGCGAACCGGACGGUGAAGAAGGAGCGGCAGGCCAAGAACGCUGACAUCAAGAUCCACGAGACGGUGCUGGGGCAAGAAGUGCCCGAGGAGGUGCGCGCGCGGUGCGACAAGCGCAUCGAGGACUGGAAGGAGGGCCGUAAGGGCCGCAAGCAGGUGCACAUCACGGAGGUGCGGCCGUGGCAGGCGAUGGCGCACCGGCGGUACCUGUGGGCGGAGGACAAGAGCGGCGAGAUCGUUGGCUUGGUGAUCCUGCACCGGCUAUCGCCCGAGCACGGGUACCAGAUCAAGUUCGCGCUUGAUUUCCCUGGCUCGCCGUCUGGCAGUAUCGAGACGCUUAUCUCGCGCGCCAUCCAGAGCCUGACCGCGUCGGGCGUCAGCGACGUCACCUUCGGCGCAGGCGCCAUGGAUGAAUUGGUCAUCGGUAGCAAUUUGAACGGCAUCAAGGCAAAGCUCCUCAGCCGCACGUACAAGGCCGUCGCGCAGCAGCUCCGGCUCAUCGCCAAGAGUGAGUUCAGGGAGAAGUUCGGCGUCAAGCACGACCCCGUGUACAUAUGCUACCCGUUCAUGGGGUUAGGGGUUUCCGGCGCCAGGACGCUAAUCAAGUUCUUCGAGGAUGAGAUGUAA
Molecule: messenger RNA, 2739 nt
Organism: Hypoxylon fragiforme
Lineage: Eukaryota; Fungi; Ascomycota; Sordariomycetes; Xylariales; Hypoxylaceae
Product: aspartyl-tRNA synthetase
Exons: 1
Coding region: 1-2739 (912 amino acids)
Biological process (GO): aspartyl-tRNA aminoacylation
Cellular component (GO): cytoplasm; aminoacyl-tRNA synthetase multienzyme complex; cytosol
Molecular function (GO): RNA binding; ATP binding; aspartate-tRNA ligase activity
Source: RefSeq, a predicted model, not a curated record